Molecule: messenger RNA, 716 nt
Organism: Alnus glutinosa
Lineage: Eukaryota; Viridiplantae; Streptophyta; Magnoliopsida; Fagales; Betulaceae
Product: chaperone protein dnaJ 20, chloroplastic-like
Exons: 1
Coding region: 44-514 (156 amino acids)
Cellular component (GO): chloroplast
Source: RefSeq, a predicted model, not a curated record
UCUCUCUUUGAUAUCGAUCUCUCACGACACGCGCGCGCACAACAUGGAGAUUUCCCUGCGAACAAAUCUGAUGAUUGCAACCCUGGUUCCAAAGCUGCGCAAAACUAUAUCAUGCAGAGCUAAUGAGUUCGCCGUGCAAAGAAAGAACACAAACUUUUAUGAAGUUCUUUCUCUUCGUUCUGAGAAUGUCGGCUUUGAUGAGAUAAAGAAGGCCUACAGAAACUUGGCUCUUCAAUGCCACCCAGAUCUCUGUCCUCCAUCUGCAAAAGAAGAUUCCACCAGACGAUUUGUUGAGGUUCGGAAGGCUUAUGAGACACUUUCUGAUCCAAUUUCACGUAAGGUGUAUGAUUAUAAGUUGGGUUUGGUUGAGUCAAUGGGAUCUGACGCCGACGGAGUACUGUUUGCGGAGGAAAGGAAGCCCAAAUUUUCCAAGCAAGUGUGGGAAAGCCAGCUCUAUGGACUGAAGAAAAGGUCUCAGGCCAGAAUGAAUAGGAAGAGAUAUGGAUACAUGUAGAAAUUAAUUAAAGAUCAGUGAUUUAUUAGUUGACCUUAAUUUUCUUUCUUUUAGUGUAAUUUGUAAGAAAAUAUUGCACGAAGCUUUCUUUUUAAAUUUCGUUUUGAGGGGAUCGGAAUUAAUAGAUUGGUGUUUCUCUUCCUCAAUAUUGAAGUUAAAUCCCUUUACUAGCUAUCCAUAUGGGUCAAUAUUCUAAAUUGAA